GCCCCGUGGGCAGCCAGAGCCGCUUCCAGGUGGAUCUGGUGAGUGAGGGCGGCGGAGGCGGAGGAGGAGGAGGAGGAGGAGUGGAGGGAGAGGGCGGCGGCGGCGGGAGCGAUGCAGACGGAGAGCAGAAAACCGCAUCGUUUGCGGGGCCGCUGCCCGGGGCCGAGGAGGAGGAGGAGGAGAAGGAGGAGAAGGAGAAGGAGGAGGAGGAUGGAAGCGCUUCACCUGCAGCCCAACCCGACAGCGGCAUCGCCUCCCCGGCCACCGCCCCUCCAUCCUCCUCGGAGGAGGCGAAGGGCAGGUUCCGGGUGAAUUUCGUGGACCCGGCGUCGGACGAGCAGCAGCAGCAGCAACAACAACAACAACAACAGGCAUCGGGCUCUGCCCCGCACCACUGCCAGGCUGCCGGCGCCGGGCUGCCCAGCGAGGGCAUGAACGGCUUCCCGCAGAACGGCGACACGCUGCUGAGCGAAGGCAGUCUGCACUCCUCCGGCACCGGAGCGCACCACUACUACGACACCCACACCAACACCUACUAUCUCAGGACCUUCGGGCACAACACCAUCGACGCCGUCCCCAGGAUCGACCACUACCGGCACACGGCGGCUCAGCUCGGGGAGAAGCUGCUCAGACCCAGUCUGGCGGACCUGCACGACGAGCUGGACAAGGAACCGUUUGAAGAUGGCUACGUAAAUGGGGAAGAUGGCAGUCCAACUGAAGAGGCUGUGUCAAAACAUGUUGCUGAUGGCAAAGGAGCUGUAAAGUUUGGCUGGGUGAAAGGUGUCCUGGUACGAUGCAUGCUCAAUAUCUGGGGUGUGAUGCUCUUCAUCCGCUUGUCAUGGAUUGUUGGCCAAGCUGGGAUCGGUCUUGCUAUUCUCGUCAUUAGCAUGGCAACCGUAGUGACCACAAUCACAGGACUCUCGACAUCUGCUAUAACCACCAAUGGAUUUGUGCGAGGAGGUGGAGCGUAUUAUUUAAUAUCCAGAAGUUUGGGACCUGAAUUUGGUGGAGCCAUUGGCCUUAUUUUUGCCUUUGCAAAUGCAGUAGCAGUCGCCAUGUACGUAGUGGGGUUUGCUGAGACACUUCGAGAUCUCCUUGUGGAAAAUGAUUCAAUUAUGGUGGAUGAAAUGAGCGACAUCCGGAUCAUAGGAACCAUUACUAUUGUUUUGCUGCUGGCGAUAUCUGUAGCUGGAAUGGAAUGGGAGUCUAAGGCUCAGCUCUUGCUGUUGGGAAUUUUGCUGAUAGCCAUAAUAAACUUCCUUGUCGGAACAUUCAUCCCAGCUAAUGACAAGCGAGCUAAAGGCUUUUUCAAUUACCAUGCCGAUAUACUUCUUGAGAACUUUGGACCAGCCUUUCGUGACAAUGAAGAUUUCUUCUCUGUCUUCUCUAUUUUCUUCCCUGCUGCUACUGGGAUCCUUGCUGGAGCAAACAUCUCUGGUGAUCUUGCAGAUCCGCAAUCGGCUAUACCUAAGGGAACACUCUUGGCUAUUUUAAUCACCACAAUAGUGUAUGCAGGAGCAGCUGUUGCAACAGGUGCCUGCAUUGUCCGUGAUGCCACUGGUAACAUCAGUGAUGCAUUUAUCCCUGGAACCGUGACGAACUGCACUACAGCAGCCUGCAGAUUGGGUUUCAAUUUCUCCUACUGCGACACAAAUCGAUGUGAUUAUGGCCUGAUGAACAACUUCCAGGUCAUGAGCACGGUGUCAGGAUUCGCACCUCUGAUUACUGCAGGGAUCUUUUCAGCCACACUCUCCUCUGCCCUGGCCUCACUAGUGAGCGCUCCCAAAAUAUUCCAGGCUUUGUGCAAAGACAAUAUCUAUCCCGGUCUGCGGGGGUUUGCUAUUGGCUAUGGAAAGAACAAUGAACCAUUGCGUGGCUAUCUGCUCACAUUCUUCAUUGGUCUGGGAUUCAUACUGAUUGCUGAGCUGAAUGUCAUUGCACCAAUUAUAUCCAACUUUUUCCUGGCUUCAUACGCCUUGAUCAACUUCUCCGUGUUCCAUGCCUCACUUGCUAGAUCUCCAGGCUGGCGACCUGCAUUUAAGUACUACAACAUGUGGGUUUCGCUCGUUGGUGCUAUCUUAUGCUGCGGAGUGAUGUUCAUCAUCAACUGGUGGGCUGCACUGUUAACCAAUGCCAUUAUCCUCGCUCUGUACAUCUACGUCACCUACAAAAAGCCAGAUGUGAACUGGGGCUCUUCUACACAAGCACUGACCUACUUGAAUGCACUGCAGCAUGCUAUUCGUCUUUCGGGAGUAGAAGACCAUGUCAAGAAUUUCAGGCCGCAAUGUUUGCUAAUGAUCGGUGCUCCUCCUUCCCGUCCAGCCUUGCUCCAACUUGUUCAUGCCUUCACCAAAAAUGUUGGGCUGGUGGUCUGUGGACAUGUCCGUAUGGGGCCUCGCAGGCAAGCUUUAAAGGAAAUCGCUGCAGAUCAGGCCAAAUACCAACGCUGGUUAAUAAAGAACAAAAUGAAGGCCUUCUAUACACCAGUAUAUGCAGAAGAUCUGCGUGAGGGUACCCAGUUCUUGAUCCAGGCAGUAGGACUUGGUCGUCUCAGGCCCAACAUGCUCGUAUAUGGCUUUAAGAAAGACUGGCGGCAAGCCGACAUGAGGGAUGUGGAGAAUUACAUUAAUGCCAUUCAUGAUGCCUUUGACUUUCAGUAUGGAGUAGUGCUUAUCAGACUGAAGGAAGGUUUUGAUAUUUCUCAUCUUCAAACGCAAGAAGAGUCUGCUUCUCAAGAGAAAUCUGCUCACCCCAAGGAUAUUGUGGUGAAUCUGGAGCACUCUGAUGCUGACUCCUCCAAGCCAUCAUCUAAAUCCGCUAGUGAAACCAACAGUCCAGCAGUGUGUCAGGACCAGAAAGAUGAAGAAGAUGACGCCAAGGCCUCAACCCAGCCACUCUUGAAAAAAGCUCGAGUACUUCGGCUCAAUAGCAGUACCAGGUUACCAAAAUCAAAGGGUUCAAAAGUCAAAGGUCCAUCCGUGCCUUUAAACACAGCUGACCAGAAGCUGCUCGAGGCCAGCACUCAGUUCCAGAAGAAGCAGGGCAAAGGGACUAUUGAUGUCUGGUGGCUUUUCGAUGAUGGAGGUUUGACGCUACUUAUCCCGUAUCUCCUCACCACCAAAAAUAAGUGGCAAGAUUGCAAGAUCCGAGUGUUCAUUGGCGGAAAGAUAAACAGGAUAGACCAUGACAGGAGAACAAUGGCUACACUCCUCAGCAAGUUCAGGAUAGAUUUUUCUGAUAUCACAGUUCUCGGGGAUCUGAACACUAAGCCAAGCAAAGCCAAUAUCGCAGCAUUUGAAGAAAUGAUUGAGCCAUACAGACUUCAUGAGGAUGACAAGGAACAGGAUGCAGCUGAGAAGCUGAAGGAGGAGGAAGCAUGGAGGAUCACAGAUAAUGAGCUGGAGAUCUACAGAAUAAAGACAUAUCGGCAGAUCAGGUUGAAUGAAUUGCUGCGGGAGCAUUCAGGGACGGCUAACCUCAUUGUGAUGAGCCUGCCAGUGGCACGCAAAGGAGCUGUGUCCAGUGCACUGUACAUGGCCUGGAUUGAAACACUCUCCAAGGAUUUGCCUCCCACCCUUCUUGUGCGAGGCAACCAUCAGAGUGUUCUUACCUUCUACUCCUAAAUAUGUAGCACAGACCAUAGCCCUGAGAUUCCUGCUUCAGUGGCUGGGAGUAGGAAAUAAGAGUCUUAGACUUUGGUGUGUUUCACAUAUACAAGUGAUCAAAAAAAAAAUUUUUUUUAAAAAAAAAGCACACAAAGGAAGAAAUCAUUGCAUUCAAGGGUCACGAGAACUAUUUGAUUUUUUUUACCCUGAUGAUCUGUCAAUUUGCCUAGGUUUGAUUGAAUGUAGGCAUUUUUCUGACUGGCAUACACAGAGGAGUUUUCCUUUGCUACCUGAACAGCAGCAAUAACAGUGGCGUGUUUUGGUUUAUUUUUCCUUUUGUUGAAGUAACUUAAUAAAUUGUAAUAAUUAUUAAAAGCCUUUACAGCCUUACUGAGGUGCCUUCCUAAAAAAAGUUGCUUACCAAAUUCCAUUCAGAUUCCCAAAUCUUAUGUGCAAUUGAUGAAUGUUAGUUUGAUAUGAAAUUUUAAUUUCUGCUUUCGGCUGGAUUUGAGUUCUCGAAAUAAGCCUUUCCUCUGUCACGAAAAAAAGCUGCUUUUAACUAAUUUUGUCUUCCACGGGGAUUACUAUUUGAAAAAUGUGUUCUAAGUUUAGUACUCGAAACUCAUUUCUCUAGAAUGCACUGCGCAAGUGAUUUUGAGUGCAAUGAAGAAAAUUCUCAAACUGCAAUAUUGUACAGAAUGGUGUGGUCGUGAGGUACCACAUGUUAUAUGUUUUGAGUUUCAGGAUUGAAUCUAAAUACAGUAUCUGCCAACAAGAUUUGUGAUGAAUGUGUCAUGUACAGCCUUCCCAGCAAAGUCUACUUGAUACCCUUUGGGUCUAUUUGUCUUCAGGAAGUAUAGUGUACUAUGAACGUUGAGGCUAGAGAGAGACCACAGUUCAGUUUACGACCUAGAAUGAGAAUUGAAAAGGGAAAAUUAAAUCAAACGUUUUUAUGCUAUUUUUUUACUAUAACAGCUUUUCAGAUUUCCAAACUGGCCUUUGUUUCCAUGUCUACAAGUUGUAAAACUGAGCAAAAACUCCUCAAAAUACACCUGCUCUUUUUUCAUCUUCUGCUCCGUAACUGGGUUAAAGGGGGCACUAUCAUCAUGAAAACCAUUUCAGCAAGUUUUUUUCUCGCUUGUUCAUAAAUGCAACAUGGCAAAGAGGUGAAUUGUGCUGAAACCAGUCAACUCAUCAUCCUAAUUGAUUGUGUAAUCUUAAUGAAACUCACACCUGGCUUUCUUUCCCUCAAUCUAAAAAGCUUUUGCUAAAUACUUUUCAUGAAGAUUACGCUCCUUUUAAACGGUGUGUCCUUGCCCAAAAUGUGGGUUUCCACAUUUGACUCGUUUGCCCCACAGUCUUUCUCACAACUUAGCAUCACAGCACCAAGUGGGUAUGUAAUAGGGUAUCAUUACUUUCCUAUAAGUAAAGAAACAAAAAGUAUAUCCAUAUAAUUUUGGAAAUGUUAUUUCAAUAGUAUCGUAAAUAUUGUACCUAAAUGUUGCAAAUCUGACUGAAAGUGAAGGGAGAAGUCUUUGUUCUCUUUCCACUUAUCAGGAAUCUAAUCAUUUUGAAAGGCUGUUGUGCUCCAUCAUCCAAUAUGAAUGAUUGUUUUUGUUACUCCCAGAUAUAAACUGAUGUUGAACACAGUGUCCAUUAAUAAUUCAUAAUAUAAACUUCUCUUUGUUGGAAAAUGCAGAUUGCAUCUAUUGUAAGCCAGCACCGCACUCGGUUCAGCCAGCUAAAGAUUGGAUUGUCUGUCUGUUUGGAAAAAUAUGAAUACCAAAUCAAUUGUGUGUGUGCAUAUAAUUCAUAUGCAGAAAAAAAUAGAAUGAAUAGUUUAAAAAUGCAGGGUGCUUUUUUUUGUGUGGUCUUUCAUGUAUGUUACACUGCCACCGUUCAACAACUCAACUCAACUCCUGAGAAAGAGAACCUACUGCUGUGUGGAAGGAGUAGGUGUGCCAGUGUGCUGUUCACUUCAUACUCUGGGCAACAAUUGCUCACGUUCAAAACCAGAAGUUCAGAAACCGUCACAUUGCUUUUGUAAAGUGUUUUGUAGCCAAAGCUAAAAUGACCGCAGUUCAUUAUUGAAAAGUUACAAGCUACAGAAAAAAAGACGCACACACAGAAGUAAUCUUCACUGUAACAUUUGAAAUUGCACCAUACACUGAAUAAAUAUAUAUUUAACCUUUUUAUUGUAAAGGAAGAUAGUAAGAGAGUGACGAGGAUUAACUGAAGAAAUGGAAUAGAUGAUUCAGUUUUAUUUUUUCUGUUAAUUUAUGCAUCUAGCAACUAUUGUGUAAAUCAGCAUAGUUCUUUUACUUUUAUGUUCAGCUUGGUCAUUUUAGGGGGUUCUCUGUUUUUUUUUACUUGACGCUAUUUCUGUAAAUUUCUAUCUUUUUUUUAUAUACGCCUAUAAAAUUAUUUUAUGAAGCUAUGUUUGGAAAUUGUUUCACGACUGAAUUGUUUUCUAGAGGGUAACCUUACCCAUAGAAGCCGAAUGAAACAUUUUGAUAAACUGUACUGUAACUCACUGAAAUGCUUUUCUAAUUAUUUUAACAUUAAAGAGUAUUAAAGAUGA
Messenger RNA from Callorhinchus milii (elephant shark), 6186 nucleotides. It is a transcript of the gene slc12a2, whose product is annotated as solute carrier family 12 member 2. The record is from RefSeq and is a predicted model, not a curated record. Gene Ontology annotation, biological process: potassium ion homeostasis; sodium ion transmembrane transport; chloride ion homeostasis. The transcript has 28 exons. Lineage: Eukaryota; Metazoa; Chordata; Chondrichthyes; Chimaeriformes; Callorhinchidae. Gene Ontology annotation, molecular function: sodium:potassium:chloride symporter activity; ammonium channel activity. Gene Ontology annotation, cellular component: membrane. Bases 432 to 3623 code for a protein of 1063 amino acids.